Centropristis striata (black sea bass) is the source of this 2160-nucleotide messenger RNA. RefSeq names its product transcription factor EC (gene tfec). The transcript has 7 exons. Gene Ontology annotation, biological process: regulation of transcription by RNA polymerase II. The record is from RefSeq and is a predicted model, not a curated record. Lineage: Eukaryota; Metazoa; Chordata; Actinopteri; Perciformes; Serranidae. Gene Ontology annotation, molecular function: RNA polymerase II cis-regulatory region sequence-specific DNA binding; protein dimerization activity; DNA-binding transcription factor activity, RNA polymerase II-specific. The coding region runs from base 269 to 1477 and encodes 402 amino acids. Gene Ontology annotation, cellular component: nucleus.
UGGUAUUAAAUAUACAGAAUAUAAUACUUUACUAGAGAAAGGGCGUGAGGAAUGAGUCUUUAUUCUCAUACAUGCUCCACAUGUCAGACAUGACUUGCUUCAAUGUGAGUGAUUUACCAAAAACAGGAGUGCUGUAAGUCUGUAAAUUUGCCCGACAUAAGUGACUAAUAAAUGGGAAAUACUGACUCAUCAGCUUUUUCGCGAAGCCACGUUGAAAACAUUUCGUGCAUCUCUUCUUAGUCAUCGCCAUUUAAGUGCAGUGAGAAACAUGUUUUUCCUACUGAGUCAACUAACUGAACUUGUUUAUGUACAGGUACAGAGCCACAUCGAGAACUCAAAGUUCCACCUCCACCAGACCCAGAACCAGCAGGUCAAGCAGUACCUGACGCUGGGCUCCAAGCUGGCCUCUUCGGCCGGGCAGGGCCACGCCGUUCCACAUCCACACGCCCCCGGCCAGCCGCUGGCCACCGUGCCCAUCAUGAGGAAUGGACACAUGCCCUCGGUCAGCGACGGCAGCAACCCCAACAGCCCUGUUACCCUCCUCACUAUGGCCAAUCACGACAGCGAGUUUCCAAUGGAUGAAGUUAUUGAUGACCUUAUUAGUCUUGAAUCCGGUUUCAAUGAUGGGGGCUUGGAUUGCAUGGAGCCUAACAUCAUAACGCAAAACAAUGUGUCCCUCAGUGGCAGCAUGCUGGACGUCUAUGGGGGUGAACAAGAACAUGACACACGAGUGAUGGCCAAAGAGAGACAGAAAAAAGACAACCAUAAUCUGAUUGAAAGAAGGCGAAGAUACAACAUCAACUACAGAAUUAAAGAGCUGGGGACGCUUAUACCAAAGUCGAAUGACCCCGACAUGCGUUGGAACAAAGGCACCAUCCUGAAGGCCUCGGUGGAGUACAUACGGUGGCUGCAGAAGGAGCAGCAGCACGCUCGGGAGCUGGAGAGCCGUCAGAAGAAGCUGGAGCAGGCAAACAGGAGACUUCUGCUCAGGAUCCAGGAGCUUGAGAUCCAGGCCCGAGCACACGGCCUUCCCAACAUGGCUUCAGCCUUGGGAUCCGUUGAACUGUCCUCACAUCUUCUCAAACAGCAGCAGCAGCAGCAGCAGCAGCAGCAGCAGUCGUCUCCCCAGACCCAGCAGCCCCAGCAGCCGCCCCUCUACCAGGAGGACCCCAACGGCGACUACCUCCAGAGGAUAGCCGUGGUGGCCGGCGUGCCGUCCAUCCCCAGCGCCGCCGGGCCGCAGGAUCACAUCCAGGGAGCCGACGGCUGCACCACGUUCUCCGACCCGCUGUCGCACUUCACAGACUUCUUCAGCGCCACUCUCAAGGAGGAGCACCGGCUGGACGAGAUCCUCAUGGACGACCCUCUCUCGCCGUUUGGCACUGACCCCCUCCUCUCGGCCGGCUCGCCCGGGGCCGCGUCUAAAGACAGCAGCCGCAGGAGCAGCUUCAGCUCUGCAGAGGGGGACGACCUAUAAGGGCGUCUUCUCUGGCAACAAACUCAUGACAUUGUAAUCCCAAGUGGUAAAGGGCAUAUAGAGCCUCUAAAGACUGGCUCCGGGCAUACAAUAAUAACCACUCACAGGGUUGCGAGUAUUUAAAUGACAGCUAACACAUCAGACAGUGCCCCUCAGAGUGCCACCUGUAUAUAAACUUUCAGUUGUAGUUCACCAGGUGGCUGUUAGAGCUCCACAAACAGCUCAUGGACCUCCUGCUCCUCCGCCAGCUCUUUUUAACUCUGACGAUAAAUAUGUUUCUCUGGCUCCCGGACAGAGCAGAAAGAGACUCACAAGAAAAAGGGAGACAUUUAUCCGCCUUUAAUGUAAAUCACCAUCUCUUUUUGAUAAACACUGUGGUAGCUGUACACUGUUACAUAUACUAAAUAAUCACUGGAAACCUGUCAGAACUGUCCUUUUUUAAAAUGAAAAUACCACUACUUCAUAUAAUAUUUUUUAAAAGUGUCAGUCAGGAUUGUGAUUGUGUGAUGUGCCUUAUUCAUUUUUGUCUUUGGAAAGAUAUGAACUGAUGUACUCACCACCAUGCCUAACACGUCUUUGUCCUCUCUGUCUUAUCCGUGUCUGUUCAGUGUUUUUGUUAAAGAAGUGCUUAUGUAUUUAUAUAUGUUUUAAUCCAUGUAUUACUGAAAAAAGAUAUAUUAUUA